Molecule: messenger RNA, 4897 nt
Organism: Labrus bergylta (ballan wrasse)
Lineage: Eukaryota; Metazoa; Chordata; Actinopteri; Labriformes; Labridae
Gene: fdft1
Product: farnesyl-diphosphate farnesyltransferase 1
Biological process (GO): cholesterol biosynthetic process; farnesyl diphosphate metabolic process
Cellular component (GO): endoplasmic reticulum membrane
Molecular function (GO): squalene synthase [NAD(P)H] activity
Source: RefSeq, a predicted model, not a curated record
AAACAUAACUUGUCAUAUGAGGAAGAAACACCUAAGGGUCGUUCAGGACUGUUCUUUAAAGCACACAAUGUCCUCUUUUUUUUAUCUCAUCAGUAGGCUUCAGGCUAGCUUCCUGUAGCAACGCUGCACAUGUUUAGUGUGUAACCUGCACUCACAGGGUCAAUGCUGCUCUCUUGUUGAUCCUUCAUGAGCUGGUGGAAAAAAGAGUUACCUAGCAGGACUAAUUCGAUCUGUGCCUGCACGCCUGCGAUUGGCUCAGAUAUACACAGGAAGAUAUGACCAUUGACUCGGGAUUUAGGUUACAUAAUGAGCUUGGAGGGUUCAUCAGUGGGCAGAGAUGCUGUGCGCAUGUUUUAAAAGCUAAUCCCUCUCCAAUGUGACCCUGGGAGACAGAAAAGUGAAGAAUAAGGAGAGGGGGAAAAGCAUAGUUUGUCUUUAUUGUGCCUUAUAAAUUGGCCUAUAACCAAACGUGUAUCUGAAUCUUGCCCAUACAUUGCAUAACAACAAAGUCUUUUUUUUCCAGUAAAAAAGUUAGAAUGACAUCCCUCCAAAACCUCUUAACCAUAGGCCACUUAAAAAAUAUGACUUUAGCCACACUAUGAGCUACAAAAGUGCCAAACCAGGUGGUUUUAAAGAGGUGAGUGAACCAUGGAUUGGUUGUGUAGUAAAGGCUAAAUCUUUUACGCACAUGUAGCCUGGCUCCUGACCUGUGACCUCUAACAUGUGUCCCCCAGUGUAUUAAACACAUUUAAAUAGUAGUGGAAUGAUAAUAAGUUUAUCUAGCAGGCUCUGCAGAAUGUUGCUAUUGUUAGACGUGUACCUUGAUUGCUUUUAUUCCUCAAUGUUUUAUAAUUUUCCUAGUUAAAUUCUCAUCCGACUUGUUUAGUUUAUUCAGAUGGAUUGUUAUUGUUUCAGGGUACUUUUUUUUUUUUCAAAAGUCUACCUUCAGACAAUCCCUAUUUUGGAGAUUGUGCCUGCCAGGUUCAACAGUCUGCAAGAAAGUCGAAGCAUUUCUCAUUCACGCUGAAUUAAAAUGGAUAGCUUAACUGAUUAUAACACACACAAUAUCGUUGUUCUAAUUUCAACCUAAAGAACAAUAAGAACAUAUCAUGAACAUGCUAAAUUAUCACUUUUAAAAAGCAAGUGAUGUCAGUCAGAUAUAUAUUGAACCCCCCAUAUAUAAAUAUAGAGGCUACAAGGAUGAUCAAACUGCUUUUUAAAAAUAUUGGUUUAAGUUUAAGUUUCAGGUUACAUAAUUUACAUAUUAAGCAAUACUACAGGUCUGUUGGGCAGUGGGCCCACCAGAGAAUAAACCUUCAUAGAGGCAAAUAAGGUGGUGAACAAACACAUCUGGAAUGACCUACACAAACACGACAAUGGACAUCAUGUUCCUCACAUUCACACCGCCUUGGACGCUCUGUACCUCCUGCAGAGUAUUCAGUCUGCAAGUCCAGAGGUUUGGUAUUUGGAUUCAGUCUGCAUGCUCAUAGCGUGCAGUAAGACAAUAUGGAUUCAUGGAGGUACAGCUCAUAUUAUAUGUGUUCCUGUGAAAUAUUUUUUGUAAAGGUUUGGUGGAAUUCAGCCACAGGGCCCACGUAAGAAUCAAGGGGAGCUGUUGUCAAAUAACGACUGAACAAACCCUUUGCUGCCUAAAAUGGGAUUAUGCCCCCCCCUCCCCUUUUGUUUUAUUUGGCAAUGUAUGUUUUCCUAAACCUCCUAAAAAGUUCAGGAGUUGGAAUAGUUGUCCGUUUCGUGUAAUCUGCAGCCUCGCCACUAGAUGGCACUAAUCUACACACUCAUGCUUUAAGUCCUCAAGAGUGUGUUACAUUUUUUUUUUUAACAAAAUAAAAAUAUCAAUUGGAAGAAUAACUUUAUUUACUUCAUAGUCCUUGGUCAUGCUCUGCUGUUAAAAGGAUCUGUUGCUAUGAGAACAGUACAUAUUUGGCUUCGAGCAGCUUUAAAAUAUUUUAUAAUAUCAUAUUAAGAUCCCCGAACCAACUUGGAUAUAUUUACAAAGAUUUAGACCACCAUUUGGAUGAUUUGCUACGCAGAUAUUGAGACCCAUAUGCUUUUUCAUUCAUAUCACCAUUUGUCUGUUGUAAUAUGACUGUUUCGUAUCUUCUCCAUUGUAUCUUGUGAGGUUCUGUUUAUUAGCACAGCCACAUUUAGGCUCCUACAGUCGUGUUAGGAAACACGCAGCUCGUGUUGUUUUGGGUCGAUGUGGGAGGUGCAGGGGGAGGCGUGUCGUAGCGUAACCAUCACCGCAGAUCUACAAACGCUGUGGAUGGACCCUGUUCGUGCGCGCGGGGAUGGCAGACUGUUUUUAGAUCGCUUGGUGCGCUUGAUUUAGCUCUCCUGACGUCCUACCCAAAAAUGUUUUCACCUCGCUCGACCUACUAGCUCGCUUGUCCUCUGCAUGGCCUGCGUCUUUCAAAACUCUCCACAAACCGUGGCGUCAACAUGGACCGUCUCGUUUCAUAGUUGCAGCUCUCGGUCGUGCUGUCAGGUUAUUCGUAUGGCCGGAGCAUGCUGCAAGUGUCCGGUCUCUCUCUCCGUGCUCAGGCGUUCUCUCUCGGUGGCUCCACGGGGCUGCGGGUCCGCUCCUCCUCGGUCCCACCUUCUGGGCUGGAGGCUGGGGGAGCGGGGCCUGCAGGAGGCCGCCAGACCCUCCAGUGCGUUUAGACCUGCGGGAGUUUACCGACACACGGCCCUUCUCUGUGUCUCCUGCCAGGAGUCCAUGAGCGAGAGUCUGCGGACCUGUUACCUGUAUCUGAACCAGACCAGCCGGAGUUUCGCAGCUGUGAUUCAGGCUCUGGACGGAGAGUUAAGACACGCAGUUUGUAUCUUCUACCUGGUGCUGCGAGCGCUGGACACAGUGGAGGAUGACAUGAGUAUCCCUCUGGACAAGAAGGUUCCCAUGCUGAACGAUUUCCACACCUACCUGUACCAGGAUGAGUGGUGCUUCACAGAGAGCCAGGAGAAAGACCGACAGGUUCUGGAGGAUUUCCCCACGAUAUCACUGGAAUUUAGAAACCUUGCCCAGGAGUACAGAGACGUCAUCUCGGAUAUCUGCAACCGCAUGGGAAUGGGAAUGGCUGACUUCCUGGAGAAGAAAGUGGGAUCCAUGAAGGAGUGGGACCUGUAUUGCCACUACGUCGCUGGUCUGGUCGGCAUCGGUCUGUCUCAGCUGUUCUCUGCGUCCCAGCUGGAGGACCCCGAGGUGGGCCGGGACACAGACUUGGCAAACUCCAUGGGCCUGUUCCUCCAGAAGACAAACAUCAUCAGAGACUACCUAGAGGACACGCAACAGGGACGUGCCUUCUGGCCACAAGAGGCCUGGAGUCAGUUUGCAGGUCAUCUCGAGGACUUGGCCCAGCCAGAGAAGCUGGACUCGGCUCUCUCCUGCCUCAACCUGCUGGUCACUGACGCUCUGAGACACGUCCCGGAUGUCAUCGCGUACCUGUCCCGCCUGCGAAACCAGAGCGUCUUCAAUUUCUGUGCCAUUCCACAGGUGAUGGCGAUAGCGACACUAUCAACAUGCUACAACAACCCCAUGGUUUUCCAGGGAGUGGUGAAGAUCAGAAAGGGACAGGCCGUCACACUCAUGAUGGAAGCCACCAACAUGAGAGCAGUGCAGAGCAUCAUUGCCCAGUACAGCCAGGAGAUUUUACAGAAGGUGUCUCUCACUGACCCAUCACGGGAUAAGACCCUGCACAUCCUGGCUCUAAUCAGAGAGAAGUCGGCUCUCUCCCAGUCCAGCCUCCCCUCCCGGACCCACCACCUGUCGCCCAUGUACCUGUCUGCUGCUAUGCUGCUCGCCGCCCUCAGCUGGCAGUACCUCAGCACUACAGCUGCACAGGCACAGGGCACUGGAGACAUGCAGGGACAGUAAACACCCCCGCCUUGCUACACCUUUCCUUGGAAUCCACAAACUCAGAAAGCACCCCCCCUUAGCCCACUCUGGAGGUCCAGUUCUUCUCUGACUGGAUGAAACUGGAUCACCUCUGUUCACUUCUUUACUAUCAGAGGACCUUGGACAUAGGUAGACUAUGGAGGUCCUGGUAGCAGACUGCUCUCAUUACGUUGUGUAGUAGUGGUUUCUAGAAGUCCAUCUUGCAUCUGGAUACAUUUUCUGACAAACACUGUGGGGUGGGUAUGUUCACUACCAAAACGGCACAUUGAAACAUUCAGGGUGUUUUCAUGGUUAAUGUAAAUUGUGUUUUAUUUUGUUCAAUUUGUUAAAAAAAAGUUUGACCCCAUAAAUUGAGUGGAGAUAUAUAUAUAUAAUAUUCAAAUAUUUUAUGAAAAGAAUUACAAAUUUAAUUUUCUACAUUGACUGCAGACAUUGUAAAAUGCAGAACAAGUAUUAUUAUUUUGGUCAAUUGUUUUUCCAAAAAGCUUAAUGUUGAUGUUGUGUCAAAUCUUAAACUAAUUACAUAUUCCACUACUUGUGUUUCUUUAGGAGAAGCACUCUGCAACACCAGUGCACGUUACAGUAACUGCACUGCAUGUAAAAAAAAAAAAAAAACAUACAAUGACAGUGUACAUUAACAGUAGAGCUAAAUCUUUUAAACACUGGUGUCCGUGUUCUUUCUGUUUCUACACUUUGACCUUUGAAAUAGGACAAAACGAAUGAUGUGCAAUUCGGAGGUCGUUUUCACAUGGAUCCUUGAAGUGAACAAGGGAGAACAAAUGUCUUUUCUUAUACAUUUGAUAUCUGAAAGAAACUGUUUAUUUAAAAUGCUAGCUAAAGUGUCCUUAAAAGAGCUUUGGGGAGUAGAAAGGCUAGCACAGAGUAACCUUGUACAGAACCAAAGGAGAGAUACAAACAUUGCUAUGUAAUGUGACAUUUUGAUUUGUACAUAUUUGAACAAAUAAAGACGUGGAAGAAUCUUAA